UUGGGUGACCCACGAAAAUUGUAUAGAUCUAGCUGUGAUAUAUAAAGGUGAAGUUGCUGCGAUCGUGGAGUCUCUAGCUCUGUUGAUGUCUGUAUAUCAAAAGCAAUUAAGAAGAUGAGCCAGAAGAGUGCUACAGCCAAAGAUGGCAGCAGGGGAGCAUCGACAGGCGGCGGAUCUAAAAGCAAAAGUGUUUUUCUCACUCGACAAGCAAACAAGAAAGUAGUGACAGAAGCUGAUCUCAUCUCAAAAAAAGACCCAGUCACACCAGAAGAUGUGCUGGGUCUAGAAACAGCCACCUCUGAUUACUUAUGUUCAAUUGACGACAAUACUUACGGACUAGAGUUCAUCAGAUUCAGAAUUAGAGACAUGGCUACUCAAGCAGUGCUCUUCGAAGUACGCAAACGACCAGAACCAGAGGAACCUGAAUAUCUCCCCCCAAAUGCUGGUCGUUUUGUUCGCUACAUAUUUCCUCCUCAGUUCCUUGACCUCAAAACCAUAGGAGCAACGGUGGAGUUUAAUGUGGGUGACAACGAGUUAAAGAAGCUACGGAUGAUUGAGAGGCACUACUUCAGAACAAAACUUCUCAAGAGUUUCGAUUUUGACUUUGGUUUCUGUAUGCCUAACAGUACCAAUACGUGUGAGAGCAUAUACGAGAUGCCUUGUCUGACACCAGAAGAGAUGCAGGAAUUGAUUGACAAUCCAUUUGAGACCAAAUCUGACAGCUUCUACUUCGUCGAUGACAAACUCAUCAUGCACAACAAGGCUGACUACGGGUAUAAUGGUACCAAAUCUUGAUCCCCUGGAAAUAGACUGUGCGUGUAGGGAUAAACACUUGCACACAGGGCAUUCUCAUAUAAUUGUAUUACUAUUUCAAAUUCUUGAUUUUGUUAUGUACAUUGAACAAAUAAUACUUUAUUUAUGUUGUACAUGCAUGUACAAAGAGACCUAAUUUAUUGAAAACCUA
Molecule: messenger RNA, 964 nt
Organism: Halichondria panicea
Lineage: Eukaryota; Metazoa; Porifera; Demospongiae; Suberitida; Halichondriidae
Product: protein unc-119 homolog B-like
Exons: 4
Coding region: 115-795 (226 amino acids)
Biological process (GO): nervous system development; cilium assembly; lipoprotein transport
Cellular component (GO): cilium
Molecular function (GO): lipid binding
Source: RefSeq, a predicted model, not a curated record